AUGAAUGAAUAUGAAGGUGGCGGCGGAGGAGGUUUUUACUCCAGCGGCAGAAGUGCUCAGCAGUUUGGUGGUAACACUGGAAAGAGUGGAGAGGGUGAUAAAGGAUUUCUUCAGGGAGGAGUGGGUGGUAGAGCUAAGGUUAACGAUGCCGUUGGUGGAUUUGGUGGAGGUCGAGGUGCUCAUGGAGAUGCAGCAGGUGGGGAAGGAGGAGGAGGAGACUACUCUGGAGGAAGCAGUGGAGAUAAUGAAUUGAUUCCUGUGGAGGCGGUGGAGGAUCCUUCAAUGCUGGUAAAAAUCAACAUAAUGAAUGUUGCUAUCGAUCAUCUGGCCAUGGUCAGGUGA
Messenger RNA from Stylophora pistillata, 342 nucleotides. RefSeq lists its product as uncharacterized. The record is from RefSeq and is a predicted model, not a curated record. Gene Ontology annotation, molecular function: calcium ion binding. NCBI's taxonomy places the organism in Eukaryota, Metazoa, Cnidaria, Anthozoa, Scleractinia, Pocilloporidae.